AUGCACGAAGAGGACCCCGAAGUGGCCAAGUAUAAGCAGAGCGUUAUCGAUGUGGGGCAACGAACACAGUUGGAGCUCCUGCAGGCAGAAGUGCGGCACAACAAAGAAUGUCUCACAGCUUUGCGCCUGGAAAAUAAACGACUUAAUGUAAUUCUUCAGCAGGCGCAGCGGGGUCAGCGACGCGGUGUAGAGAUCGAUCCGCUGCGCCGUGAGGAGGAGCAACUGCAUAACAAACUUUGCUUGCUGAAGCGCAGCCUCAACAGUGUGCACGGAAAGAAAGAGGAGCUCACCAAAGAGAUUGCGCGGACUGUAGAGGAGACGGGAUAUAUUCUCCAGGAGGGAAAGUUCACAACGGACAACUCCGCCAUGGGCCAAAAGAUUCGUGGCCUUGAGAACCGUUUGGACAAGUGCCUCAUUAAGCACAACGAGGUGAAUGCCAUUCGCCGCACAUACGAGGCGCUUUUGGAGCGGUUACAGCAAGAGCAGGCGGGAUUUGAUACUCAGCUCGCAGCAAUGGAAAAAACGUUGCAGAACAAAGAGAAGGAUCUCUGCGAUCUCAACACAGUAGCAGCCGAGGCAUCGAACGGAAGGGAUGCGGCUAAGGCAGAGGUGCUGCGGCUGAAGGCACAACUUACGCGGGAGCGCCGGGCACAAAAUAAGGAUCUGGAGGAGAGGCGGGCAUUUGUGAUGACGAAACAAAAACAGUUGGACCGCAAGGCGCAGCGGUUAAAGGAUAAAAUUGAAAGGGAUGAGGAGCGUCGUGCUGGUCAGCACAUGGCCGGUGGGAACCAACAAAAGAAAGUCUCUCGGGUGACCACACAGAAGCCAGAAAGGAGGGAGGAUGUAGAGCAACAGCAGCAGCUGCGUGAGGCUUACAAUAAACUCAAAGAGGUCACUAUGAGUAACACAGUGGAUGAAGUCAUCUCAAAACUACAGGAGCGCCAGGAUGCGAACGCCCAGCUAAUGCAGACGGCGGAAGAGGCGGAGGAAGCAGAUGCCAUGCUAAAGGAGGAGCGAAGCCAACUUAUGGAGGAGUGGGAGAAAUUACAACAGCAGAAUGUUGUUCACAGGAGUGUGUUGAAGGGCGAAAACCAAAAGCCGCCGGCGACGGAAGAACGCACCACUGGGGGCGCGAACUCUGUCGCGAAUGUUGCCGAGCAGCGCGCACUUGUGCGCCGCCGUGUGCUGGAAGAGUUUGAAUCGUACCUCAACGAUCGGAAGAACGAGCUUAAUGUGGCGCAGCGCGUACAAGAGGGACUUGGGCAGCUGCUGAUGGAUCUUGGCGCUGGCGUGCAGCGUCUAGCAGACACCGUGGCUUGUGCCACGAUCAAUGUCAUGUCCGCUUCUACACACGUGUCGAUGUUUGAUGAGGUGUGUGAAGAUGAAUUAGCCUUCUGUAAUGCACGCGGUGACUCAAUCGUUAGCGUAUUGAACUCGACGGCAGCAAAGCUGGAAAAUAUGUUAGAGCUUGUGGAUGUGGAGGAUGUGGCAUCGGUGGCGACGUCCAUUUAUAACUGGCGUUAUUCUCUUCCUCCAACAAACGUAUGCAUUCGUCUCGAAACCUCCGCCACACCGGCAGAUGGCGGGAGCGGUGAGUUGGGCAGUGAUCACUCGGAUUCCGGUGGUGUGAGCGGUAAAGGACGCCGCACUUCGGCGGAUGAAAUGCCCGUCGGCUGCCGAAGAUGGUUUGGACCAGCUCCUACCGACGAUUUCCCAGAAAAUGAAAUUCACGAUCGUCAUGAGCUGAAGCAGAUGUCCAUCGCAACCGUAGAGAGGGAGCGGAAGAAAGCGCGGAAGCUGCAGCAGCAGCGAGUGAAGGAUGAAACCAUAUGA
This is a messenger RNA of Trypanosoma brucei brucei TREU927, 1833 nucleotides long. RefSeq lists its product as hypothetical. NCBI's taxonomy places the organism in Eukaryota, Euglenozoa, Kinetoplastea, Trypanosomatida, Trypanosomatidae. The coding region runs from base 1 to 1833 and encodes 610 amino acids. Gene Ontology annotation, cellular component: cilium. The transcript has a single exon. Gene Ontology annotation, biological process: outer dynein arm assembly; cilium movement. The record is from RefSeq and is a predicted model, not a curated record.